AUGUUGAACAGAGCACACGAGACCGGAGGAAAUGCAAAGGCCUUGAAUGUUUUCUGGAGAAAGCUUUGGAAGUUGGACAUACCUGCAAAAGUCAAGGUGUUUGGCUGGCGCUUAAACCAUGGGAUUCUACCUGUACUGUGCAACUUAAGAAAGAGGGGGAUUGACAUUCAAGAUUGUUUCCUGAGAAGCAGACAAGAGGGGCAAUCAGUCAUGCAUGUUAUUAAAAGAUGUAGUGAGGCAGAUGAAAUUUGGAGAAUGGUGCAAUGUGGAGAUGAAUGGAUUUGUAAUGAACUUGAUAGCGAGACAGGGUGGUUAAGCAAGGUUGCGGAACUGGUGGACAAAAACAGCUUAGAACUUGGGAUUAUGACAAGCUGGAUGAUCUGGCAUAACAGAAACAUCGAGAUUAAGACCAGGGAAACCAGGAAAGCUGAGGACAUGGUGGCAUUCAUUAGGAGAUAUCUGGAAGAAUAUAAAGAUGCCCAGACACAUCCAUCAUCAAAUUUGAAACAGGUCAAGCAUAGCUGGACGACACCAGAAAAUGGCUUUGUUAAUGCAAACUUUGAUGGCACCUUAAGAACGGAGGAAGGGAUAUGUGGUAUUGGGGUGGUGAUACAGGAUGCAACCGGAAAGGUACGAGGGGCAUGCAUGACCAUUAUGAGAAAUGCUGGUGAUCUUACCAUUGCUUAA
Messenger RNA from Durio zibethinus, 687 nucleotides. RefSeq lists its product as uncharacterized. The record is from RefSeq and is a predicted model, not a curated record. NCBI's taxonomy places the organism in Eukaryota, Viridiplantae, Streptophyta, Magnoliopsida, Malvales, Malvaceae.